Cuscuta europaea is the source of this 983-nucleotide messenger RNA. The record is from the annotation of a GenBank genome assembly. NCBI's taxonomy places the organism in Eukaryota, Viridiplantae, Streptophyta, Magnoliopsida, Solanales, Convolvulaceae.
GUUGUCGUGAAAUUCAAUUCAAUUAAGACGGCCGGCGGGAAUGAAGAAACGCGGGCAGGGUUUGUGGUCGUGCGGUGAAGUUACUAUUCAUGUAUUCCUCGCAGCCUUUUCUGUAACGGCGGCAGCGGCGGCGCUGUCAGAUAGUGAGGCCGCAGUAAUCCAAGAACUGAAGGAGAGUCUUAACAUUGAUGACGGCACUUGGAAUCCGAUGACCGACAAGUGCAAUUGGACAGGCGUCAAUUGCGAUGUCCCUCGGAGCUCGGUUUUAGGUGUAUUAAUUGCGGACUUUAAUCUCAGCGGGACUCUGCCGGCAAGUGUAGGAAACCUCACCCAAUUGCAGGCAUUCGAUGUGAGGGGCAACCGCAUCACCGGGCCGGUUCCCGACUUUAACGGGUCGGUCAAUCUCCUUUACCUCCUCAUUGAUGGAAACUCCUUCACUUCAAUCCCGCCCACUCUAUUCGACUUCAAUCCUCAACUUACUUACGUUUCUCUAGACUAUAACCCACACCUUUCCCCAUGGAAGAUCCCCAAUAGUCUGAAGACCUGUUCGAACCUCACCUAUUUCUCCGCCGUCCAUUGCAACCUUAACGGGACCUUCCCGGCCGUCUUCAACGACCACAAUUUCCCGAUCUUAAAUACCCUUCGUUUGAUGUCCAACCAUUUAUCCGGGAAGAUCUCUCUCGCCCAGCUGCCCGCCUCUUUGGAGACUCUGUGUAUCAGCGCAGGACCUAGAGAGGGUCAUGGCGACGCAAGCGCCCCCGCACCAUGUUCAGAAAAACACUUCUAUUAGUCUUUUGGAUCAAACGGGAUAAAAAACAUGAGGGCCUGUUUAUUAAAGAGAUAUUUUCUUACUCUAUAUUUCUGUUUUUCGUUCUCCAAUUUUCUGUUUUUAUUUUUCAGCUUUCCUAUCUCCAGUUUUAUGUUUCUAUUUUCUAGUUUUCCAUUUUCAAAUCUGAAAACAUGUUCAUCAAUUUUUUCACCCA